Molecule: messenger RNA, 1456 nt
Organism: Suillus subaureus
Lineage: Eukaryota; Fungi; Basidiomycota; Agaricomycetes; Boletales; Suillaceae
Exons: 1
Coding region: 190-1215 (341 amino acids)
Source: RefSeq, a predicted model, not a curated record
GUCCCAAAGAGGCAAGUGUUGUAGUGCCGAUCAUUUUCUCCCUUGAAAUCUUUUUGUUCUUCGAAUAAGUGAAAACAACGGUUUCGUCUACUUUUGUCCAUCAGCUAUCUUCUUAACGGGUUCGUACUCUUUGACCCCCUUAGUCUUGUCUUAGUUGUCCAGGAGUCCCCUUCUUCCACUAGCUUCCCCAUGAUUGUUCCAAGGCGUCCUCAGCAUCCACCACCACCCAUCUCACAGACCACAGAGCUGGCUCUGCAUCAUUUCUCUAUAUCUUCUACACCAGUAUCACCUCCGAGUACGCCUCCAAGAGGUCACAGACCUUCGAUCUCGAAGCCAAUGAUCUGGCUGACUCGCAAUACGAGUUCUUCCUCCAAUACUUCACCACAUGGUGUCGUGGCUGCACCAAUUCGCAUAUCAGAACCCAGAUUUGACAGCUCCUUGGAGAUAUUUAAUGUCAAACGUAGUGGGCCUCUUGGAAGCGGCGCCAUGGUUGUGAGGACACCACAAGAGGCGCUGUCUGGUACGAGCACCCUGUUUGGCGAUGAAGAUGAUGAUGGCGGACAACUGGAGUCGGCUUCUGAGGCACCCUCUGAGGAGGCAGUGGGCUUGCCCACGCUUGCGGAUGGUCUGCCACCUGUGCCGUCGAAGUCUUCUCUUGACUCGUCAACUCCAACUAUAUUCGCCUCGACACAUGGUAGUUCAUCGAGUCUUCCGGCAAAAGACACAUCAGCACCGCCAUGCCCAAGCCGUCCUCCUCCCCCCGCGCCACUGACGUCAUCUACAAUUCUUCGUCCAGUCAUUAAAACAAAGACUUCCCCGUCUCUAGCAGAAAACCUGCCGCCCGUACCACCACUUCCAGUGAACGUUUCUGCUACGCCACCCCAACCUCCCUUCGAACCUAUUCUACUGUCCCCUGUCCCUAGCAGUGCAAUUGAUCCUUCCAAGAUUAUCGUGACCAUAGAGACAAGUUCAGCAACGCACCGCACGACACUCCGUACUCUUAUUUCAAGGCCUUCUUACCUCUCAAAUUAUGUCACUUCCCUCUUACCACGAAAAUCAGUUGUGGCAUCGUUGUACUCCAAUGCAAGCGAUAUUUCCGAGCUUCCAGACAAGUCGUUCAACGCUAUGUUUCAUGACCAUUUGGCAUCUUCUGGGUUUAUAUCCCAGUCAACCAUGAAUAUACAUAUAUUCCUCGACAGGCCAAGUGCUCCGUAAGUACCUCCCGCUUCUGAUUGUGUAUAAUCGUCAAUGCUAUCAUUUUAGAUACGUGCACAUCUUGUCGUACCUACGCACUCCCCUUUUCACUUCAGAACACCCAGCCAUCAUUCCUAGAGCCGUUCAACUUGCGUCUUCGUCACGGGCAAGACUUGAUGCAUUACUCGAGCUUCGUGACGAGGCCAAUUAUCUUGGUCUGGACGAGUUGUUCAAGCUAUGCAAUGACGAGAUAUGUAGUAGA